Molecule: messenger RNA, 370 nt
Organism: Prorocentrum cordatum
Lineage: Eukaryota; Dinophyceae; Prorocentrales; Prorocentraceae
Source: the annotation of a GenBank genome assembly
AGAUCGUGAUGCACGGAGCGGAGUUCAGCAAGAACGGGAAUCUGCAGAACCUCCUGAUCCUCACCGCGAUCAAGGCGGACAAGGCGCGCGUGAUGGACUACAUCAACCGCCUCGACCAGUACGACGGGCCCGCCAUCGCCAAGGUUGCGCUGGGCGAGCCGCACCACCUCUACGAGGAGGCCUUCCUGAUCUACAAGAAGUGCAACCUCAACGCCGAGGCCAUGGACACCCUGCUCACCAACAUCGAAUCCAUCGACCGCGCCUCGGAGUUCGCGUCGAGGAUCAACGACAGCACCGUGUGGUACAAGCUGGGCAAGGCGCAGCUCGAGAGCGGACAGGUCCCAGAGGCCAUCGAGUCGUAUCUGAAGGC